This is a messenger RNA of Aedes aegypti (yellow fever mosquito), 4776 nucleotides long. It is a transcript of the gene mesh, whose product is annotated as protein mesh. Lineage: Eukaryota; Metazoa; Arthropoda; Insecta; Diptera; Culicidae. Gene Ontology annotation, biological process: cell-matrix adhesion. The transcript has 10 exons. The record is from RefSeq and is a predicted model, not a curated record. The coding region runs from base 215 to 4501 and encodes 1428 amino acids.
GGGCCACUACGAAUCGCUCAGUCUACGCGCAGACAACGCCCCGAACGGUACGAAUUCGAACGGAACUCUGCACUCUCCGCUUGCAGAUAUCAAGAUGUGGAAGUGAUAAGAUAAUAGGAUAAGGGAAUUAGCUCACACUAGUUGGUGAAUAAGACUAGUUGGAAUUUUUAGGUCGAAAAUUUCGAAUUAUAGUAAUAAGGACACGGUUAGAACAAUGCGUUGGAAGUUGUGGGUGGUGUUGUUCUGUGCGGUGGCCUUACUGGACAGGACAAUUCCGGUGAAGGCCGAAAGUGAAGAUGACGUCAUCGAAGAUACGGCUGUGGAAAGUGCGAGUGAAACUGUAGAAGAUGAAACCGAGCCUGUUACGCAGGACGAAAAGCCGGCCGAAAGUGAUUCAGUUGAUGGCGUCGACGACGACGACGACGACGGAGAAGACAGCGAGGACACCCGAGUAGACGAAGAUGCCGUCGAGGUGGACCCGCAAGCUGCGGCCAAGGCCGAAGGCAAAAAGGGUCGCUACCUCAACUACGACUACUAUUCGUCCAAUUUGGAUACGUACGAUGUGAAUUACAACUGGGAAGAUCCUAUGAACCGUGAACAACCCAAGGAUCCUCCUAACUUCCAAAAGGAUGGCUCCGCCUACACGAUCACCCCCCUGCGACUUGCACAGAUCAGACGCAACUUCCUGUAUCCCUUCUACGAUCAGGGUGGCCCGGAGAACAUUGGCGACUACCAGCGGGACAUCCACGCCUCCAUGCCGCAGGUACACAAGAACUUCAACUUCCAGCUGCCGUUCUUCGGCUUCCGGUUCAACUAUACGCGUGUCUCGAUGAACGGAUUCCUGGAGUUCUCGGAUCCACCGGAGCACUACACCUACCCACUGUCCUUCCCGAUCAAGGACUGGCCCCGACGAAAUGACCCGUCCUUCAUCGGAAUCUUCUUCAGCAAGUGCCGUAUCGGGCGGAUUUACGAUACGGACAUUGAUCAGCGCUCGCCGGGUGUGUACUUCCGGAUGGAACGUGAUCUGGAAACUAGGACUGAUCGACCGGGAGUGGAAAUGCGCGAACGAGUUAUGUGGGACAUCCGCGAGGGUGUGGUUGGGUCGGAUACGUUCGUUCCGAAGCACGUGAUCAUUACCACGUGGAAGAAUAUGAGUUUUGCGGGGGGUAUUGAUAACUCAUUGUUCAGGACGAACACUUUCCAGAUGGUCCUGGCCACAGAUGAAGUCUACACGUACGCUAUCUUCAACUACGGAAUUAUCAAUUGGUCAUCGCAUACGGAAGCUGGUGGUGAUACGACUGGUGGAGAAGGAGGUGUUCCCGCUUACAUCGGAUUUAACGCAGGAAACGGAACCCAAGCAUACGAGUACAAACCCUACAGUCAAGCAUCUGUGCUUCGAGACUUGACCGGGCGUGGUUGGGCAAACGGCUUCCCAGGUCGGCACAUUUUCCGCAUUGACGAGCGUAUCAUGCUUGGAACGUGUAACAAGGAUAUUGAUGCGGCACAUCUUCCUCUGGUGUUUGCGCCGGAGUCCGGGAACAUGUUGGGUGGAACGGUAGUCAACAUCACCGGACCUUGCUUUCUAUCGAACAACACGCGAAUUGCCUGUCGAUUCGAUACGGAAGAGGUUAUCGGUACGGUAGUCGACACAAACCGCGCCAUUUGCGUACAACCUUUCCUGAAGGCCCAAGGUUACAUCCGAUUUGAAAUCUCCAUCGGUACGGAGCGAUUCAAGUGGCGAGGACGAUACUUUGUGGAAACUCCCGCAACGGCUACGGAUCGUAUCUUCUUCGAAUCCGAUGACGUCCACCGGAGGAAUCCUUCGGAGAUUCGGAUCACUUGGAAUCGGUACAACUUGACGACCAACUUGAAUGCCAACGUUCAGAUCUCGCUGUGGGGUUACCGGGAAUCAACUAUUCGCCCGGAGUUAGAAUACAUCGACAUGAUCGAACCGCAGUUGACCAAUACGGGAGUGUACACCAUUGCUCCAGCAAACUUCCGCUUACGAGAUAACCCUCGCAACGUAGACAUGCAGUUUGGUUUCAUCCAGAUCAACUUGACCAAUCCGGAGCAGUUCAACGGUCUAGCCAUUUCUCCAAUCCUUUGGUCCAAACCGAUCCCUCUGGGAUGGUACUUCGGACCGCAGUGGGAACGUAUCCACGGAAGAAACUGGCCUCGGGCACUUUGCGACAACUGGCUGAUGACGGAUCGUUUCCUCAGGAACUUUGCCCACGAGCUACCACUUUGCCCUUGCACGUUGGAACAUGCCACCUACGACAAGGGACGAUUCCUCCCGGAUCCAGACUGCGAUCGCGACACCAACCCGACCUGUUUGCAUCACCGAGGCGCCAUUCAUUGCGUACGAUCAGGUCAACCAUCGGCUCAAGGAUCGGAACAGCAGUGCUGCUACGAUCGUAACGGAUAUCUGAUGCUCUCGUACGAUCAGAUGUGGGGAUCAAGGCCUCGCCGUAACCAUAACAUUGGCCAGAUGCCGUGGAACGAAGCUAACAAAGUUCCGACUCUGUCCACCUGGUUCCACGACGUCCGUCCGUACUAUUCCUGCUGCAUGUGGCAAGACGAACAGGCUGUCGGCUGCGAAACGUUCCGUUUCGAGCGGCGACCUUCUCAGGACUGUAUCGCGUAUCAGUCUCCGGCAGUGGCCGCCGUUUUCGGAGAUCCUCAUAUUGUGACCUUCGACGGACUGCAGUAUACGUUUAACGGAAUGGGUGAGUUCGUACUGUUGAGAGGUAACAAUGGACGGGAGCGUGUAGAUGUUCAAGGACGUUUUGAACAGGUCGCCCGUAACAUCCACGGACCGGUAAUGGCAACGCAGCUCACUUCCAUCGCUGCUCGUGGUAACACCUCGACGGUUAUCGAAGUUCGUCUACGACCCCGCGAUGCGCAGUGGCGUUAUAGGUUGGAUGUGUUUGCCGACGAACGGCGCAUCUACUUCGAUCGACAGAGCUUGAAGUUCCAGCACUUCCACGGAGUCACGGUCUACACACCGACGUACAUUUUGAACCAAUCGGAAGUCGUGAUCAUGUUCUCCUCCGGUGUUGGUGUGGAAGUUGUCGAAAAUAAUGGGUUUAUGACGGCGCGGGUGUACACGCCUUGGAGUUUUAUAAAUAAAACUAGAGGGCUGUUUGGAAAUUGGAGUUGGAACAUGGCGGAUGAUUUGGUUCGACCCGAUGACGUGGUGAUAGCACCAAAUUUGAACAACUUUAGGGAUAUUCACGAAAACUUCGCGAUGCAUUGGAUGUUAUCGGAUCGAGAGUUAGAAGGCGUGGGGAAAGCGUUAUUCACGAGAGAGUUUGGCAGGACAUCUAGCUACUAUGCGAAUGUAUCGUUUGUACCGGAGUUCCGAAGAGAGCCGUCACAAUUCUUACCCCCAAACAGAACACAUGACAUAGAACGAGCGAACGAGUUAUGCGGAGAAAGUUAUCAAUGUCGAUACGAUUUCGGUAUGACGCUCAAUCGAGAAAUGGCACAUUUCACGAAAAAUUACCAUGCUAGUGCGAUCAACAUACAGUCUACGAAUAACGAACGAAUCAUAUCCUGCGGUAUAUUGGAAACGCCUCGAUUUGGACGGAAGUCGAACUUCAUGUUCACUCCAGGGGCCCGCGUAUCCUUCGAGUGCAACGAAGGAUUCGUCCUGAUCGGGGAUUCGCGGCGAGUAUGCCGUGAGAAUGGACAAUGGGAUGUUCCCGAGCACGGAUUCACCGAAUGUCUACGCGCUGUGUUCUAUACCCGUCGCACUGCUUGGAUUACCAUUGGCAUUAUCCUCGCUGUAAUGUUGCCUCUCAUCAUGUGUAUCGUGUGCGGAGUGUACUGCUUCCGCAAGCGCAAGUUGAAGGAAGAUCCGGAUUGGCGAAUGCCGAUUCCGUCUCGUUCAGCUUCCCGAACAACGCUCCGCAACUUGGCUAGCGACGGCAGUGAGUACGAUGACAAUACGAUCAAGAAGGUCCGUCGGUACGAUGCCACGUACAAAACGCACGAACCACUAGCAGGCAAACCGGAAAUUCAGUUCGAGCCGAAGAAGAUGGACCUAGACGAAGAAGACAUUACAUCCUCGGAAGGAGGUGAAUAUAGAGAUAAAGUUGUUAAUGAUUUCCAAUAUAAAAAUAUGGCCGAUCAUAAACAACUAGGUCGUCGUCGACUGACCACCGGAACGGAGGACGGUGCAGGUGCCGGACCGUCCAUGUUCAGCGAUGAAACCUAUCCACCGCCACCAGCAGAGUCCCCAACGCAAGCCUACGGAGCGUACAGCCCGACCUUCAGCGGAAUCGAUCGCAACAGCAGUUUUGCCACCGAAGACAACUCGCCAGUUAACCAGAGAAGACCUGGACCAUUCCAACAGGGAAGCUUCCAACAGCAACCGUCCACCACUGGAACGUUCUACGGUGGCGCGGCCGCUGCUGGACCAAGCGACCAAUCCGCUCAACCUCUUGUCCAAAAUGUCGGCCUUCCUGCCCGAAUGGAUAGCCGAUCAACCGAAGUCUAAAUCCAUAACAUCCAGAUAACCCAUCCACAACCUCAACCAUCCGACAGAAUUCAGGUAUUCUACGCGACAUCACAAUUUUUGCCAUCGUUUUACUUUUACAACGACCUAUAGCCGUAAUUGUUAGACUUCUCCGUAAGGCGCUCAAGGUAGUUAGAAGAUAUCAGUCAGACAGCAGUGUUUUUCUUCUCUAGCGAUAAGUUCACCAAGUGUGUGUAUUUAGUGAUAAGCAACAAUCAAAAAGUGGUGAAAUCAAUAAAGAUACCAGUUCAAUGUAA